Messenger RNA from Spinacia oleracea (spinach), 2855 nucleotides. RefSeq lists its product as uncharacterized. The record is from RefSeq and is a predicted model, not a curated record. The transcript is spliced from 7 exons. The coding region runs from base 2088 to 2420 and encodes 110 amino acids. Lineage: Eukaryota; Viridiplantae; Streptophyta; Magnoliopsida; Caryophyllales; Amaranthaceae.
GACUUUUCGGUGUCCCUCUAUAGAAUAGUCUAUAUUACCCUUACUCACAAUUCAAAUUGCAUUAAAUAAAUAAAAAAAUAAUACUUAAUGCCAAGAUUUAAGGAAAGUGUGAUACAAAUUUACUACAUAUGUUAUUUUCCUAAGGGAAGCAUUCUGAUUAGAAAAAAGUCAAAGUAAGAUUGUUUAGUGACAACAAUAAUUGUGUUAAGUAUACUUAUGGCCCCUUGACUUUGCCUUAAGUUAUUGUUUGGCCCCUCAUCUUAAAAAGGUAUAGUUUGCCUCUUCCCUCUAACGCCGUUAGAUUUUCUCAAAUAAAACAUUCCAAAAAAAAUAAAAAAUAAAAGUAAAAAAACAAAAACAAAACCCACAAACAGGAGAGAGAAAGUGAACCAACGUAUUUAACACAUAGUGCUUACUGCUUAUAUCGUAUACGGAGUACUUUCAAAGGAAAAACAAAAAUCACACAAAAACCCAUCAAUUUUCAUUAAAGAAGGUUACAACUUUCAAGCCUACAAUUAUCAAGGUUGAAGGUCCGGGCUCCGCAAAAUAUCGUCAUUAUCGUCUUCCUUCAUUCACAGUCGCCGGCAUAUGUUGCAUUUGUUGCAGUUGCGCUUCUUUGUUGAUUUUGGGUUAAAUUAAAGUAAAGCUCCGAUAUAUACUACACUUAUUUGGGUUGAUUCUUAAUUAUCUUGCUUAGUUGCUUGCAAAAGAAAGGGAAGAAAAUAUUUGGUCCCAUACAUUUUACAUAUUUUAUAUCAUAAUAUUAAUUGAGAAGAAGAUGGAUCUAAGCGUUUGACACAUGGAAAUGAUAACUCCUGUAAAAUGACACGCAAGGCAUGAGAUAGACAAAGGGGAUUACUUUUGACUUUGGGAGUAAUAAGGGGUAAAAUUGCAAUUUCAUUAGCUCACAAAAAUCAUAUUUCAAAUACUUCAUCAUUUAACCGUUAGUUAGAUAAUCUACUCCUAAUUCUACGUAAAAUAAAUAAUUAUAAAAUAAUUUCAAUAUUAAACUUAAAUUUAAUUUUCUCAAAAAUUUAGGCAGAUUAACUGACAAAUGUAACUCGUAUAAUUAUGUGUGCAACGUGUAUAUAGGCAUAUAGUCAUAUGGGAUGAUGAUAUAUGUAAAGUUGCGACAAUAUUUAGUUGUCGCAAUUUUACGUGUCAAAGUUCAAUCUAUCUAUUACAUUAUACUAAAAUAGACACAAGGAGUGACACGUGUCACCUUUGGUGGAAAAAAAAUUCCGCCAAAAGUUUUUUCUGUUUUAUUCUUUUAUGUAUUUCAAUUAACUUUUAUGGUAAAGAUUUAGUAGUUUGACUAAAAUUUUAUCUUUCGCUGCUUGUUUGAUCUUCAAUAUAAUUUUUCAAUUGUAAUUAAUUUAAUUUCUCAAAAAUAAUAUUUGUAAAAUCAUAAAAUGUUUCAUAACAUUAUUAAUCUUUUGAAUAUCUGCAAGAUCGUUUAUAUUCCGUACUGCUUUAUUUUUGAACUAUUUUUUGUUACUCAAAUAUUUUACAAAAAGAAUGAUAAAAAAUAUUUUUUCUAUUAUAUUAUCCGUGCGAGCACGGGAUCUAAUAUAGUUAGUACAUAUAGGCGUCACGUAAGUUAUGUGUAAUCGGAAUAUUUUUAUUGUCAAUGAAAUAUUUUUACUAUGAAAAUCUCUAUUAUAUAAGCCAGCUCCUGAGGACUUUUUAGUAAAUUAACUUUUCGUGUCCCCAAACUAAAUGACGAAAAUACCCCAGAUAUCUCUCAAUCCUAAUUCGGUGUAUCAGUGUAUGCGUUUGCUGCUCCUCUUCUCACUUUUCUCUCUCCUCACCUUUCCAUCACCAAACAACACUGCAUUUCUAGGGUUAGACUUCUCCCGCAAAGAUGGUAUUCAAUCAACUCUAUCUUCGAUCGCCUCGACGGCGGCGUCUCCCUCAACAGCCGCGACGGAAAUGGGUUUUAGGGUUUCUAAGGAAAUUUUUUCAUUGAAGGAGAGAGAUUCAAAUUGAAACUUCCGUAAAAAAUAAUCGAAUUAGGGGUUUAGGAAAGGGGAUUCGAUUAUAAAUAAGAACGGAUUGAAGGUAGAUAAUGGAGGAGAUAGAAAUCGAUGGUGGGUGAUGGCUCCUUGGAGGCGGCGGCGAUGGCGGCUCACCUUCCAUUUCAUCCUUUCAGAAUCUUUCAACUUCUUGCAGAAUUUUUAAUCGCUGGAAUUCUGUUGCACCAACUGAAGUUGAUGAAUCACAUUUUAUCAUCAAACCCUCAAUUUCAAAUAAUCCAGUUAACCACAUUAACAAGGACAAGGCCAUUAGGGAGAUUAGAUCUUCUGCGGUUGAAAGACACAAAGGAGAGAACAGCAAAAAAUGGUCUUCAUAUUCUUCUCGGAGGUGUUUGUGCCUUGGCUGUUGUUGUCUUCUUUCGCUGUAGGAAGCUGAGUGAAUAAUGCAAUGUAAUGGCGAGUAUUCUGCUUAGACGAUGAGCCAGGAGUGCAUAGGGUGUGAAUACCUGAUUAGGAGGUGCCAGGCCUAAUAAUGUCUAGAGAUUUUGGGGAUUACUGCAUCAAGGAGUUUGGCCUUAUAUCAGUGCCUGAAGUGACACAGAAGAAUAUUACCACCAAAGACCAGUUCAUCGUGUUGGCAACUGACGGGGUGGAGCCAAUUCGUAAUCUGUUUGCUGCUCUUUUCCUUAUAUCAAGUUUCUUAUUACGGCUUAAAUUGACUUAUAUGCAAAUCUCUAUUAUCAACAGCACAAAUUCUUUAUUUUGGUACUUAGAUUUAGAUUAUUUGUCAUGUAAAGGCAUGAUUAUUGUUUUUCACUAUUUAGAGGUAUGAUUGUAAAAUAUAACCUUAUUUUUUUUUAAAUAUGAACUUUGUGAACA